AAGAAGAGGAAGAAGAAGAAGAAGAAGAAGAAGAAGAAGUUCUGCUUCGUUCAGCAGGGGGCGUUUGUCAUGUCUGACAACUUCCUUCAUCAGAUCAAGCAUGGCGGCGUACAAAAGAAAAUUGGUAGCUGCUGGACUGAGUUGGGCAGCUUCCUUGAUGAACAGGAGCGCCUGUCAGACCCGCCGUAGACUUGCUGUGCUGCCCACAAUCAUAAGGAAGAACUGGAUGACAUUGAGUGUCACAGGUGCUCUGUGUGCUGUUCCUUUCACCCAGAAACCAGAAUUUCUGUCCCAUAAAGACUUGGUACGAAGAGCAUCAUCUCUGGUCACGGACAGUGCUAAUACUUACCUUUCACAAACCACUUUAGCUCUGCUUGAUUCUCUUACAGGUUAUACUAAGGCUAUAAACAACCUUGUGACAUUGCACAAGCAAUACGUGGCGUCUAUCAGCAAACUUACUCCUGCAGAGGAGGAUGCUGUCUGGCAAGUCAUUCUUCUUCAACGUCAGGAGGUAAUUGAAAGGCAAAAGGAUUGCAAACGAUUUGAAUCUUGCUGGAUGACUGCCAUCAAUCUCUCAGAGUUGGCCGCAGAGGCAGCCUUCAAUGCGGGGGCUGACCAAGCUUCUGUGACAGCACAGAGCAGUCUACAGGUGGCACAGUCCCAAGUGGAACAUGUUCGGCAGCUAUCAAUAGAGGCUGAGAAAGCACUCAAAGACUCUAAAGCUGAAGAUAGUGAGAGGCUUCAAAAGGUCCUCAGCACUGCAAUGAAGGAGGAUGAAGACAUUCCAGAUGCAUAUCUACGAGAGGACUAGUUAGAUUAAGAACUUAUGCACAGUUGCUGUGUUUAAAUACACAUUUACAGUAUUGUGACCACUCCAACACCAAGACCUACACCACUACCAUCUGAAACACUGAAUCCUAACUUCAGUUAUUUAUUGUGUCCAACUUAUAGAAGUGGCUCUAGAAAAGUGCUGUGAAAUGUGCAUCUUAAGUGGCUACAAGAAUUAAAAUCCAAACUAAAGGGUGUGAAAAGGGGAGAUGAUAAGUAAAGAAUUUGGCGACUUCCAACAUCAGGUGCUUUAGUUUGUAAUGUAUUUUGAAAAGAAAUAGUUUUAUAAAUUUGCUGAAUUCUCUGAUUUUGUGCAUUAUUGUAAGCUCAAUAUACUUAAUGAGACUAUAAUAAUUACAGAUAGACACAAGCCAACUGUGUUUUUUUGUUUUUUGUUUUUUGUUUUUAAAUGUAAGGGUUUCUGUUCCUUUUGGGUCUAUACUUACUAUGUAUGAUUUGCUUUUUAAGAUUAAUUUAUAUUGUUAAAUUCUGAAUGCAUGCCUUUCCUGUUUUGGUGGGAUAUGCUUUUAAGAUUAUGGAUUAAGAUUUUUUUAAAUUUAUGAUAGAUUACAAAACAAAACUUUGUAAUAAAUUUAAGCAAUGUUUAAUGCUAAAAAAUAUUUGUCUUCAUUUUCCAUGCCUUUGUUACAGUAUAUACUGUACAUUAGAGUCCAUCAGUAAAUUAUACUUUAAGUAAUCAAUAAAAAUGCAUUGUAAAGGC
This is a messenger RNA of Myxocyprinus asiaticus (Chinese sucker), 1549 nucleotides long. RefSeq names its product diablo IAP-binding mitochondrial protein-like. Gene Ontology annotation, biological process: neuron apoptotic process; intrinsic apoptotic signaling pathway in response to oxidative stress. Gene Ontology annotation, cellular component: mitochondrion. The transcript is spliced from 6 exons. The record is from RefSeq and is a predicted model, not a curated record. Lineage: Eukaryota; Metazoa; Chordata; Actinopteri; Cypriniformes; Catostomidae. The coding region runs from base 101 to 811 and encodes 236 amino acids.